GUUCGACCUUCAAUGACCCUCAAACGUGACGUUGGGACAUCGCAAGUCGUUCUCGAGAAGACACUAACGACGCAUAUUCGGAACCCAUAUCUCCAGCCAUGUCUGACCCAGAACUAGCAACCAAGGCCCCGGAAUCCGACGCCAUGGAACCCUCCGCAAUCUCGUCCCAAGACUCCAAAACCCAGACUGGCGCAAGCAUGGGCGAGCACUGCCUUACAGACAGACCAAACCCGGACAAUCGCCAGCCAUCAGGCGAAAUGUCCAAGUUUGGAGACAUUGACGUCUACAUUUCCAAACCGGCCGACUAUCCCAACUCUCCCGCCAAGUUGCUGCUGCUCCUCACUGCCGGAACGGGCGUGCGCUCGAUCAACAACCAGGUUCAAGCCGAUAUGUAUGCGGCUGAAGGCUUCGUGGUGAUCAUGCCAGACCAAUUCAAGGGAGACUCUGCACCCAAUUCGAAGGCUACGGCCCCGGAAGAGAAUCCAGGCAUCCUCGAGCAGUUCAAGCUGAGGGCAGCGGAAACGGCGAAGUCAUUCCUCGUCGAUAUGUGGCUGGCGCGGCAGACCCCGGAGAAAGUCAUGCCGAUCAUAUUGAAGGUCAUUGAAGCAGCGAAAGCCGAGUAUGCGGACGCUGUAGCACAUGGGGAAGGCAUCUACUGUGUCGGAUAUUGCUUCGGUGGUAAAUACGCAAUCAUGCUUGCUGGCGCGCAUCCCGAUUCCGUAAUGGCAGGUCAAGCCGCAAAGGAUGAAGAAGCGGGCAUGGCCCAGCAAGGACCAUUGAUCAAGGCGGGCGCUGCCGCUCAUGCAACGCUUGUGACUCGAGAUGAUUUGAAGGCCGUCAAGGCUCCGUUGACGAUGGUUUGUGUCGAGAACGAUCCACUGUUCCCCGAGGAGAUCCUUGAGGAUGGAAGAAAGCAUUUCGCGACGAGCAAUGUUGAACAUGAGAUCAAGACGUACUCUAAUGUGCCGCAUGGUUUUGCUGUUUACGGAGACUACAAUUCACCUGCAAUCAGAGAGGCACAAGCAUCAGCCUUGAAACAGAUGCUCGACUGGCUCAAGUCUCAUUGAAACCGGCUGGCCACGAUGUACUCUCACAAUUUGCGAGAUAGCUAUGCUGCUGCACGAAAACAAUGCUGUCAACAUUACGACCACCUAGGAUACCCAUGAAUGUGUAAACGAAUCCGAUGUGAUAUGGAUCCAAGAGGCCACGAAGGGAAGCGGCGGAGAUACGAAUAGGAUUGGCUCUGAUGGUCUCUUCUGCUGGCUAGGCAAGCUCUCUGCUUGACGACCCCUGUGGUUCUAUGAUAGCGGAGCAGGUGCUGCUCCUGCCUUCAAUAUUGGUAGCGAAAUAUUCGAUCCUUCCAUCC
Molecule: messenger RNA, 1366 nt
Organism: Exophiala xenobiotica
Lineage: Eukaryota; Fungi; Ascomycota; Eurotiomycetes; Chaetothyriales; Herpotrichiellaceae
Exons: 3
Coding region: 99-1067 (322 amino acids)
Molecular function (GO): hydrolase activity
Source: RefSeq, a predicted model, not a curated record